Molecule: messenger RNA, 1656 nt
Organism: Numida meleagris (helmeted guineafowl)
Lineage: Eukaryota; Metazoa; Chordata; Aves; Galliformes; Numididae
Gene: UFM1
Product: ubiquitin fold modifier 1
Exons: 6
Coding region: 122-379 (85 amino acids)
Biological process (GO): protein K69-linked ufmylation
Cellular component (GO): nucleus; cytoplasm
Source: RefSeq, a predicted model, not a curated record
UUAACUUGUAGCUUUCCGUCAGGCGCGCCGCGGGCAGCUGAGCGAGCGGGCGGAGCAGCGAGGGCCGCCGCGAGGCUGACGUGUCGGCGACGGCGACGGCAGCGGCAGCGGCAGCGGCAGCAUGUCGAAGGUUACCUUUAAAGUGACGCUGACGUCCGACCCGCGGCUGCCCUACAAAGUGUUAAGUGUGCCCGAAAGUACACCUUUCACAGCUGUCUUGAAGUUUGCUGCUGAGGAAUUCAAAGUUCCUGCAGCAACAAGUGCCAUUAUAACAAAUGAUGGAAUAGGAAUAAACCCUGCACAGACAGCAGGAAAUGUAUUUCUAAAGCACGGUUCAGAUCUACGGAUUAUUCCCAGAGAUCGAGUUGGAAGCUCUUAAUGUCUACUGAAAUCUUCUGGAAUAAGUGACAUUGCCAUGUAGCUAAGGUCUGUUUAUUUUGGAACGCCACAUUGUGACUAAAGAAUAGGCCUUUUUAAAGCUACCAAACGUGACUUGCCAAGAUCCAGUCUUUUUUGGCACAGAGAUAAGGUCUCAUUUUCGUGUUAAAACAUACUAAAUCAUGCACUGGUUAUUUCUUUACUGAUAUUUUUCAAUGGACUGAUCCCAUGUUUUGUUAUUGAAAGAAAGAUGGAUGUCUCUAAAGAUGUUUAUUAUUGAAACUGCAAGGGUAAACAUUCAAUCACAAUAAUUAUUUAAAAUAUUACAUAUUGUCAAACCUGCUUUAUGGAAGGGGAACUUUACAAUCUCGGUACAGAGAAAUUGUUCUACCAAGCGUUGGAAGCUUUAGCUUUUUUGUUUUGGUAAAAUUCCAUGUUGAGAGGAAAAGUUUUACCACAAUUUGAGUAUUUAGCCCAAAUAGAAUGGAAAAUGUAAGUGGUUUCUUAUCAAAAUAAGAAAAUAACUGCCAAAUGUUCCAAAGUGAUUGUAAGAUUUAAUUGCUGAAAACAUUUUAGAUAAAAGAAUACUGAGAUACCUAUAUGUUAACUUCACAAAACAUCAAAUUAAGUUUUAAAUAAAAUGCAAUUUCAGAGAAUUUGUGAGACAUAAUCUGAAAAUGCCAGUAGCUGGUAAGGCCUGGCAUGGCGUUUGGGAAUGUAUAAUUACUGGUCAAAUCUGUCAUUCCUUUUUCUAUAAAUACAGAUUCUUUGUAAAAGUCUUGUUACUGCAUGUUACAAGGGAAUCAUGGAGUUCAUUGAAGUGUUUGUGUUCAGAUAAUAUGCUUUUUGUUUAUAAAUUGCCUGAGGUAAAUGAUCAGCCAUGUAUUUUAUUUAGAGAAAUUGCUGCUUUUCUUGAACUGGUAAUACUACUUUGUGAUUUAAUCUGUUUGGCCAAGUCUUACCUGGUUGCAUUUUAUGUGUCUUACUGAGCUUACAGAAGGUAGAACAAUGGGCAGUGUAGUGCUUGGUUUAAUGAGGAUCAUCACAAAUAGAACUUCACCGUGCAAUAAUUCUCCAGAAGGAUGUUCAGGUUUUGUUUCAAAUAGUGUACAAGUACAAAAUGCCCUCAUGAGUGGAUAUGAAUUCACUGCGUAGAAGAAAACUCUCUGAAAGUGAUAUUUGACAUAAAAUUUUCCACCUCUAAGAUGAAUUGUAAAAUUCUGGAUUCUCUUUUGUUUUAAUAAACAAUAUGAAAUAAAUACAAAUGUUCCUUUCUCA